This is a messenger RNA of Anopheles arabiensis, 5745 nucleotides long. RefSeq names its product transcription factor Sp4-like. NCBI's taxonomy places the organism in Eukaryota, Metazoa, Arthropoda, Insecta, Diptera, Culicidae. Gene Ontology annotation, biological process: regulation of transcription by RNA polymerase II. Gene Ontology annotation, cellular component: PcG protein complex; nucleus; transcription regulator complex. Gene Ontology annotation, molecular function: zinc ion binding; RNA polymerase II cis-regulatory region sequence-specific DNA binding; DNA-binding transcription factor activity, RNA polymerase II-specific. The record is from RefSeq and is a predicted model, not a curated record.
UCAGAACGGGGUAAAAUUAAAAACAAAAAAAAAACCCUCAAAGCAAACCUCAGGCGUCGGGGCUGGAAAUUUUUCGUGUCUCGUUUGGAAAAGUCGAAUGAAGUGCCCGCGGGCGUGUGUUUUGUGUGAUUCCGGCUUUCGAUGGAUUCUGUCGGUGAUGGAGUUGCGAGAUGUGUUGUGCCGUACCGUGCAUUGUUGAACGAGCCGAACCAAUAGUCGGUGGUGGUGGUGGUGGUGUUACUUUUGGUGCUAGUGCAAUUGAUUAGACGCUUCCGUUUCUUUUUUCUUGCUUCUUCGCUACUGUUAAGGUGGUGGGGGCGGUUUGUUGUUGCGUUUGAUCAGACAAGGGCCUGGCUGGCAGCAAAACUGUGUAUCGUUAUUGUUGAAUUGUUUGUGGGCAAGCAUUUGCAAAGUGCAUUAUUUGUGUGUGACGCGCUUGUGACAGUCCUUUUCCUCCCGCUGUGUGUUUGUUCGCAUCAAGUGAGCUUGGCGGGUGUUUGCUUCGUAGGUAACAGUGUGCGCGCGUGUAAUUGUGUGCGUGUGUGUGUGUGCAUUUGUGGAGGGGUGGUAGUCGCCAAAACGGCAUGUGUUGAUGUACAAAUUGUGCAAAAAAAAAAAGAUGAUAAACAACAAAGCGAAAAGAGGUUAACCUAGCGCGGGAAAAGUGCGGUAUCAGUUGUGGCGCGUAUCGCGCUGUCUUCUAGUCAUUUACACCCAGCACAGUCCCGAACGCACGGUGGUGCUGCUCCGCUAGGGGACGAAUGCUGUGGUCGCAGCGGUCGUCCGAACCAGAACCAUUCCAGUGCAGCAAUGGCCGAGUACAAGAAGGUUUACUUUUCCGAGCUGUGCCGCCUGUGCGCGAGCAGUAAUGUGGCGCGGGUGGGCAUCUACUCGGAGGAGGGCCGCCGGAAGAAAAUACACAACAAGAUUACCGAAUCUUUGCGUAUAAAUAUCAACGAGACGGAUCGUCUGCCGAAAUCAGUAUGUACCGCCUGCCUGAAGCAGGUGGAAGCGCUCGAAGAGUUCCGCGAAACGGCCGUAAAGGCGCAAAGCUUGCUGGAAAGCUGUCUCAAUUCCCCGAGCGUAGAGAACGGUGGCGAAGUUUACAUCCGCGAUGUAAAGGCGAAGGAGCUGCCCCAGACGGUGGCACGGCCGCAGACAAGUGUGGUACAUAUCUCACCCUCGGUGCCGGUGGUUAGAACAGCGCAAGCGAAACAGCAGCAGCAGCAGCAGCAACAAAAACAACAGCUGCAGCGGCAACAACAGCAGCAGCAGCAGCAGCAACAGCAACAACCACAGCAGCAGCAGCAAAGACAACAGCAGCAACAAAUAAGUACCACGGCGCCGAUACUGAUAAACAGCGUGCCGAAAAGCGUGGUCCAAACGGUCAACGGCAGUACAGUGGGCACGGUGGUGAGCAAUGCCGGCACAGCCAUGCCAACGAUUUCGCUAACAACCGUACAGCAGCCGCCUGCUCUGAUGGCAGCAAACACCGGCAGUGACUUUCUCAGCUCGAUCAUACAGGCGGUUGGCAUCAAGACCGAUGGAGACAAUGCUAACCGAGCGGUGCAGGCGACGGUACAGCCACAACAGCUUCCGCAGUUAAACCAACCGCAAAUGCUGACCAUCCAGAAUCAGCAGCAACCAAACCAGCAGUACACGAUCAUGUUCGAUGGGCAGACGACGAUAAAGACGAACAACAACGUGCACUACAAGCUGGAGAAGGGUGCCCUCGUGCCGGUUACACCGAAACCGGCCGACGCACAACCGCAGACCACCUUUACACAGGUGGAUGAGUUUAUAAAAAUUAAAGCGAGUCCACCGAAAGCGGUCAAGCGUGAUUCUACGCAAAGCCUGAAGACUGACGAUGCGAAAAAGAGACGAAUCAUACAGAUCGUCAAACACCAGUCACCGACCCAGCCGUCGCCGCAGAAAGUGACCCCCAGCGUCGGUACCUUUACGAUCGAGGCACCCACCAUCACGUCGCCCGUUGCAGCCACGCCCGUCUCCUCGUCCGGCAUGCUCGUGUCCGGCAGCAACGCGACGGGAACGAUCUACACCAGCACACCGCAGAAGACGACGUACGCUUUGCCGGAAGUGAAGAUUGUACAGGGCAACAACAACAGAUGUAUUGUGCCGAUCGUGGUAAAGAACGAGAGCGCCACGGUCGAUGCUGGUGGGGCUGUCAGCAAUGCGACCAACGUUACCGUCACCGGCCAGCAGGUAAUAAACAGUGCACCGCAAAACCAGCAGAUACAGCUGUACAUGAAGGUCGAAACCGGCCCGGACGGUGUCGUGCGGUUGGCACCGGUGCAGCAUCCACCGCUAGCGAUGCAGCAAACGGCCAUUCCGCAGUACGGUAUGGCGACCAUUGGUACCGCCGCCGCCGGACAACCGGUCACUGCGACUAUGCCACCGAUGACGAUUAUAGGGCAGAGCCAGCCGAUGGUGCAGGCGCAGCUGCAGGGCGGCAAUUAUGUGACGCUAGUGGGAAAGACUUCCACGCAGCAAACGCAAACGCUCACGGACGCGAAUGGGCAGCAGACGAGCGUUGUCAUGACGACGCAGGUUCCACAGGCAACGCUGCAGCCGAUACAGCAGCAACAGCAACCGAUACAGCAGCAACAGCAGCAGCAGCAACAAAUGCAACAACAGCUAUUACAACAACAGCAGCAACAACAACAGCAGCAACAGCAACAACAACAACUACAACAGCAGCAGCAGCAACAACAACAACAACAGCAACAGAUACAAACACACAUCAUUAAGAAACCGCAGCAAACCACCAACGUUGCCACGCUGCAGAACCAGCAGCGUACCAUCAUAUCCCUCUCUACCGGCAGCAGUGUUACGGUCCAGAAGCAAGAGCACCGAACGGUCGCAACACCCCGCAAAGCCGCUCCACCCCGCCAGCCUACAUCGACCCCGCCAAAGCUAGCGCACGCCUCCACCGCCCCCAAGCAGACCGCCGCAACGAACGGUCAGGGUGCGAGCAGUCAUAAAGCGUCCAGCAGCAACAACUCCGCGCAGGGUGGCAAAGCCAUCAUCACGACUGGUCGUGCUGGUCACGUCAUCACGUCGACAACCAACAACAACAACAACAACAGCAACGCGUCAUUAAACAACAGUGCGUCGAGCGAUCACGAUAGCAGCGGCAACGAAAACUCCGAAUCGGAAGCGAACCGCAACGCCCAGUCGCUGAUGGCGUCGCAGCAGAUGAGCGCCAUCUCGGCGAUGUCGAGCAAGCAGGACGCCGUAUCGUCCGAUCCGCAGGCGAAAGCCGGCGCUGGCGGGGGCACGGGGGCCGGUGGCCCGGGUGGCCGCACGGCGGGCGAGGUCAGCAUAACGACGUGUGACGUGUGCCGGAAGACGUUCGGCCGGAAGGAGCAUCUGGUGCAGCAUCUGAAAUCGCACAUCGGGCUGCGGCCGUUCAAGUGCGAUUCGGAGGGCUGCAACAAGAGCUUCAGCCGGAAGGAGCACCUGCUGCGGCACACCGUCUCCCACACCGGGCAGAAGAUGUUCAACUGUGACAAGUGCCAUAAGCUGUUCUCGCGCAAGGAUAAUCUCAACAAGCACAGAAAGACGCAUCAAGACCAAGGCAACCCGGCGGCGUACAGCUGCAAUGUGUGCAAUAAGGACUUUUCGACCAAGAGCCAAUUUCUGAAGCACAGGGACACGGAUGGCUGCUACGAGGAGGAGGUUGAUACGCCGAAGCCGGUGCCACAGAAAAAACAACCACAAACGGUCAAGCAAGAGCCGAAACAGGAACGGGUGAAUACGGUCACCAUCCUCGAGACGAAACCAUCGCAACCACCGCCCUUAGCACACGUACCCGUCACGAAUGUCACCGUCUCCUCCGAUACGUCCCAACCGACGACGAUCGUGCAAACCGUUCCCAUAACCCUCUCCCAAGUGCCCAACUCCACGACCACGAUUCAGUUACCCAUUCCUGCGCAAGUUCAACAGCUGAUACAGCAGCAGCAGCAGCAACAACAGCAACAGCAGCACCAACAACAGCACCAUCAGCAACAAAACGGUACAACCACACAGCAGCAAAUAUUUACCAUCCCCGCCCAUAUACCCAACGCCAACGGGAAGCCGAUCAUUCACCAGCUGCAGAUCGCACUGCCGAGCGGCGUGACCGGCCAAUCACUAACCGUGUCCGGCACCAACACGGGCAACGUGCAGACGAUAACGAACGCACAGGGCGCUACGCUGGCCAACCUGGGCGGCCGGGCGACAAUUAUAAACUCGGUGGACGGCAACACGGUGUACACGCUGCCGUCGAACUUUGUCUUCGACACGUCGCCGAUCAUCACGACCAGCCGGCAGUCGUAAGUGGGCGGCGGGUGGAAUGGUUGAAUCUCCCGCACGUUCGUAGUCAGGAGGAGUAUGGUCUCUCUCUCGCUCUCUUUCUCUCUCGUUCGUUUUGCUAUCUCGUUUCUAUGUGUACAAGCAUACAUGUUUUGGGCUAGUUGGUGCAAAAUGCAAGGAAAGAGUUAUUGUAAUUAAUGUAUUAUUAGUAAGAUUGCAACACGUUGCGCACGACUUUUUAGAGAUUUCAACGGUAGAACGCUACUUAGUGGGAUGAGCCACUGGGGAGGUGUAUUUUGUGUAAGAUAUAAAAUUACUACAGGCUAACAGUCAACGGAACGCAAUCUACCACACACACACAUUAAGAGGAGCUUUGUGGUGUAUUUUAGAGUGAAGGUUUUCAAUCAGCUUAGGCGUUGCUUAUGCUUAUUUUUAUCCACCCUUCAAAAGAGACUUAGAUACAAACCAUUGCAUUUAAAGAACGACUCGUGUUGCCAUCUUGCCCCGUACAAAAAAUGCGCUGCGUUGGUUGAAGCUUUUUCGAUCAUUAGUUGAUCCGUUUCGCUUCUUCUAUACGUUAGUGUGUGCAUGUUUUUUCCCCUGUGUAUGUGUGUAUAUGUGUGCUUAUAUACGUAAACUGUGCGUAUGCAUGUACAGUAAGAGUAGGAUGAAAGUAAGGUGAGGGUUAGGCAGGCAUUUUACAGAUAGGACUUUUAGAGCAAGCCAACAAGCCCAGUUUUAUUUAACAGCAUUAGUAGUGUUCGGCACGUAAGGAUAGCAAAUAGAAGGCGUAAACCACAGAAGUAGAAGCUAAGCUAUAUGAAGAGAGAGAGAGAGGGAGCAUUGACAAAUCACCGACAUUGUGCUUUGUUUGGCUUUGUUUUACGAGCUAAUUUGCUGCUCAUUCUGUUGUACACAUUACCGCAAUGAUUUUAUGCUAUGGAAUAAGUGUGUUUCUAAUUGGCUGUAUAUUUUUGAAAUUCUUUUUGUGGGGUUUCCUACCCCGCACGCCGUAAAUUAUGGUCGCUUCUUAGUCGUACAUGUUCUAUUUUUUUUUUCAUUGUUUUGAAAAAUUGUAAAUUUUAUCGACCGACCACCAAUGUGCCGAUCGAAACAGGCAGGUGCAACGUACUAAGUAAAGCUAAUCGAUUAAUGUGUAGAUUAAUUUAUUAUCAUCUGUAAUCACGUUUAGAGCGCGGUAGGAGUAGUAGUAGUAGCAAGGGGUUAAAUAGGAUGCCCGUUUGAUUGCCGGAAGCGAAACGAUGCGAGAUCUCGGGGAGAUGCGUGAUGCUCACGCGUUCGCGCGUGCGCUUGUCUUCUCCUCUUCUCAGACACCUUGCCAGCCAAGGGGGUCGCGUGUGACGGUGGCGUUAAAAGAAAAGUAUAAUUAUUACUUUGUAAGUGAAACCAAAUAUAUGUACCUAAAAUGUA